This is a messenger RNA of Colias croceus (clouded yellow), 1377 nucleotides long. RefSeq names its product vesicular integral-membrane protein VIP36. NCBI's taxonomy places the organism in Eukaryota, Metazoa, Arthropoda, Insecta, Lepidoptera, Pieridae. The transcript has 7 exons. Gene Ontology annotation, cellular component: endoplasmic reticulum membrane; COPII-coated ER to Golgi transport vesicle; Golgi membrane. The record is from RefSeq and is a predicted model, not a curated record. Gene Ontology annotation, biological process: Golgi organization; endoplasmic reticulum to Golgi vesicle-mediated transport; endoplasmic reticulum organization. The coding region runs from base 43 to 1026 and encodes 327 amino acids. Gene Ontology annotation, molecular function: D-mannose binding.
GCAUUCGUGUCGACUGUCACUGACCGUAUAGGUAUUUUCAAAAUGUUUUACGCAAAAAGUAUAAGCGGUGUAUUUACCAUCGUUACUUUAUUAAUAGCGCCAAUAAUAGCAGAAUGGAAUACACAAGACUAUAUUCGAAGGGAACAUUCAUUAACGAAACCUUACCAAGCAAGUGGUAUGGCCAUGCCUUACUGGGACUUUUUAGGUAGCACGAUAGUUACUUCAAAUUAUGUUCGACUCACACCUGAUCUACAAUCAAAAUCAGGCGCAAUUUGGAAUACUCAUCCAUGCCACACUCGCAACUGGGAUUUGCAAGUGCAGUUCAAAGUCCAUGGACGUGGUAAAGACUUAUUCGGCGAUGGUUUCGUAAUUUGGUAUGUGAAGGAUCGUAUGCAGCCUGGACCUGUGUUUGGGAGUAAGGAUUACUUCAAUGGACUCGCUAUUGUCAUGGACACGUACAGUAAUCAUAAUGGUGCUCAUAAUCAUCAGCACCCAUACAUAUCAGCGAUGAUAAACAACGGUACACUGCACUACGAUCACGACAGAGACGGUACCCACACGCAAGUGGCGGGUUGCGAGGCAAAGUUCAGGAAUUACAACCAUGACACAUAUAUAUCUAUUGUGUAUAGAGAUGAUACUCUUAUUGUAUCAACAGACCUAGAAGGCAAGAACGCAUGGAAGGAGUGCUUCAAAGUCGAGAAUGUUCUACUACCAACUGGUUACUUCUUUGGAGCCUCCGCUACCACGGGCGACUUGAGCGAUAACCAUGACAUUGUAGCUAUUAAGAUGUAUGAGCUGGAUUUGUUGGAAUCGCAAAACAAGAACGAAGACAGAUCACACAUAAUACCAUCAGCGGCGACGUUCGAAGCGCCGCGGGAAAGGAUAGAAGACAACAAGCCCGCCAUGUCGGGCGUUAAAACCUUCCUCUGGAUGAUGUUUAUAGCCAUUGUAAUUAUCGUACUAGUUGUACUCGGCAUCAUGUGGUACCAGAAACGACAAGAAACAUCCAGAAAACGCCUUUAUUGAUCAAAAUAUUGAAUAUACUGGCAACAUUUGUGGUCUGUCAAGACUCUGUUUUAUCUGUGAAAUGUAGGUGACUGGAAUAUUUUUUGUCUGUGGCGCAGCUGUCACUUGUCAUGUUUUGAAUAUGUAGGUAAUGUAAUGAUGGGUAAAAUUAAAUGUAAUAGGGAACAAUUUGAUGAAUUGUAAGUGUAGUUUAGAAUUUUAUACCUACAUGAUAAAAAAUACAAAAUUUUGAAGCAAUAAAUAUAUUGUCUAAGUAAUUCUUUGAAUGGAGUUGGUUCGAAUAAUUGAAACCCAAAAAUAUGAUAGACUGAAUAAUUCUAAAAUUAUAAUUUAUUUAUACUUUGCUGGUCC